CCUGCAGCGUACGUGUCUGGAAUUCUCCCAAGAUUUCGAAUAUAUUUUUUUCUUCCUCCGCCUUCUUGGAAUUUUCCAGCACCCUUUCGGAGACGGGCAGGGUCAUGACCCAGUUGCCAUGCGCAUCACCACGGUGACCCGGCUUCCCAGCCCCUCCCCCCUCCUCCUAUUGGCCCAGCUGCUAGUCUGGCUCCUCCCAUUGGUCCCUGGCACGGGAGAGGCCGCCUCCACCAACUGCCCCGCCCCGUGCCAAUGCUCCAAUCAGGCCAGCCGGGUGAUUUGCACGCGGCGGAACCUGGCUGAGGUUCCAGACAGCAUAUCGGUCAACACGCGAUACCUCAACCUACAGGAGAACACCAUCAAGGUCAUCAAGUCGGAGACGUUCAAGAACCUCCGCCUGCUGGAGAUCCUGCAGCUCUCCAAGAACCAGAUCAGCCAGAUCGAGGUGGGCGCCUUCAACGGCCUGCCCAACCUCAACACGCUGGAGCUGUUCGACAACAAGCUGACGCAGGUGCCCUCGGCCGCCUUCGAGUACCUCAGCAAGCUCCGCGAGCUCUGGCUGCGCAACAACCCCAUCGAGACGCUGCCCGCCUACGUCUUCAACCGCGUGCCGUCCCUGCGACGUCUGGACCUGGGCGAGCUCAAGAAGCUGGAGCACAUCUCCGAGGCCGCCUUCGUGGGCCUGGACAACCUGCGCUACCUGAACCUGGGCAUGUGCGGCCUGAAGGACAUCCCCAACCUGACCCCCCUCGCUCGGCUGGAGGAGCUGGAGCUGUCCGGUAACCGGCUGGAGAUCAUCCGUCCCGGCUCCUUCCAGGGCUUGGUGUCGCUGCGCAAGCUCUGGCUGAUGCACUCGCAUAUGUCCGUGAUCGAGCGCAAUGCCUUCGACGACCUGAAGAACCUGGAGGAGCUGAACCUGUCCCACAACUCCUUGAUCUCGCUGCCGCACGACCUGUUCACGCCGCUGCCGAAGCUGGAGCGCGUGCACCUCAACCACAAUCCGUGGGUGUGCAACUGCGACGUGCUGUGGCUCAGCUGGUGGCUGAAGGAGACGGUGCCCAGCAACACCACCUGCUGCGCCCGCUGCCACGCGCCUCCCGUCCUGAAGGGGCGCUACAUCGGCGAGCUGGACCAGAGCCACUUCACCUGCUACGCGCCGGUGAUCGUGGAGCCGCCCACCGACCUGAACGUGACGGAGGGCAUGGCCGCCGAGCUCAAGUGCCGCACCAGCACGUCCAUGACGUCUGUGAACUGGUUCACGCCCAGCGGCACGUUGAUGACGCACGGCUCGUACAAGGUGCGCAUCUCGGUGCUGCACGACGGCACGCUAAACUUCACCAACGUGACGCUGCGUGACACCGGGCCAUACACGUGCGUGGUUAGCAACACUGCCGGUAACACGACAGCGACGGCCAUGCUCAACGUCACGGCCAUGCCCAGCGAGAACUACACCUACUUCACCACCGUCACCGUGGAGACCGUGGACGCCCACGAGCCCGAGGACCUGGCCAACACCUCCGCGUUCCCCGCGCUGCGCACCCACAACCAGACCAUGAUCCGCUUCCCGGGGCCCACGCCCUCCUGGGACCUGGUGCCCACCACCGCCUCCUCGUCCUCCUGGUCCUCCUCCACCAGGGGGGGCACCUUCACCGUGCCCGUCACCAUGGACCCCACGUACUCGGGCCUGGAGGACGUGAUGAAGACCACCAAGAUCAUCAUCGGCUGCUUCGUGGCCAUCACCUUCAUGGCCGCCGUCAUGCUGGUGGUCUUCUACAAGCUGCGCAAGCAGCACCAGCUGCACAAGCACCACGGCCCCGCGCGCGCCAUCGAGAUCAUCAACGUGGAGGACGAGCUGGGGACCGCCGCCGCGGCCGCCGGUGGCAUGGGGGGGCCCGGAUGAGGGGGAGUGGGGGGGAUGCGGGGCACCUGCAGCAGCGGCAUCUCCGGCGGCUCCACCAUGACCCGCAGCUGCGGCGGCGGCGGCGGCGGAGGAAGUGGGAUCGGCGGAAGCCUGCGGCUGCACCACCCGGAGAUCGUCAACCUGCCGAACCUGGCUCGCCAAGACCACCUCAACCACUACUACAAGGCCCACCACUUCAACAACAACAUGCUGGGGCUCGGCCUGGGGGGCGGUGGCAUGGGUGGCGGUAGCGGCGGCGGCUCAGCGGGCAUGGGGGGGCUCAACAACAACAACAACCCCUCGUCCUGCUCCCAGGGCCUCGGGAUGGGGAUGGGGCCCGGAUCCGGGCCCGGGGGCCUGGGGGGGCUGGGGGGCCCCAUCUCCUGCACGCCUGUGCCCGUGUCGGUGGGCAGCGGCACCGCCACACUGGGAUCCCUGCCCACGCCCGUGCCCUUGCCCCAGCUGAGCCUCCACGGCUCGCUCAAGGGGCUGAUGGGCAAGAGCCAGAACUCGCAGAACGAGCCCUUGCUCUUCAAGAGCGGCUCCAAGGAGAACGUGCAAGAAACUCAGAUCUGA
Engraulis encrasicolus (European anchovy) is the source of this 2476-nucleotide messenger RNA. It is a transcript of the gene lrrc4ba, whose product is annotated as leucine rich repeat containing 4Ba. The transcript has 4 exons. The record is from RefSeq and is a predicted model, not a curated record. Gene Ontology annotation, cellular component: glutamatergic synapse; postsynaptic density membrane; plasma membrane. Gene Ontology annotation, molecular function: signaling receptor binding. Lineage: Eukaryota; Metazoa; Chordata; Actinopteri; Clupeiformes; Engraulidae. Gene Ontology annotation, biological process: positive regulation of synapse assembly; regulation of postsynaptic density assembly; synaptic membrane adhesion.